Theileria parva strain Muguga is the source of this 1354-nucleotide messenger RNA. RefSeq lists its product as uncharacterized. The transcript has 4 exons. Bases 160 to 1290 code for a protein of 376 amino acids. The record is from RefSeq and is a predicted model, not a curated record. NCBI's taxonomy places the organism in Eukaryota, Apicomplexa, Aconoidasida, Piroplasmida, Theileriidae.
CUUUAAAUUAAAAGUUAAUUUAUUUACUUGUUUUAUGAAUAAUAUAAAAAUCUUAUUCAAUCAAAAUCAUAUUUUCUUAUCGUUGUUUUUUCUACAAAGUUUCAUUAGAACAUACUCAAAUACACAACUGUUAACCCACUCUUCAGUAAAAAAUAAAACAUGAAUGAAGUUAAUGGGAUUAAUGAAACUCCAGAUUUAGAAUCUAAAAACGAUUCUAGGAGGGUUUCUCAGAGGAGAAAAACAAAGUCAACGAGGUACUCUGGAGAAGAAUAUAACUGUGAUAGCUUCGAAUCUACAAAUAACUUAGCCAAUUCUACACACAUCGAGGUUGAAGACGAAAUCAAAACCUGGGAUUUCUUCUACACUUACGACAGGGCCUCAGACUAUCCAUUCUCUGGAUUCAGCACUGCAGAAACAGUCAGAAUAAUAAUUCAGGCUCUAACCAAAUUAAUGCCGAAGAGGAAGUCUUGCCUAAUCUCAGAUACCGAUUCUGUUCUCGAGGUUGGUCACGGUAAAUUUCCACUCAUUUGGGACUUGAGGGAUCAAUUUGGAGACUUUUUAUACUUCGGAAUCGAGUUCAGUGGUAUUGCUUUUGAACAGGCUGUUACGCAUAAGUUCAAUAACUCAUGUUCUCCCUCUGAGGCUUUCGGCAAAAACGUCGAAUUUCUCUCCAUGAACUCACUACACUAUUUCGAUUCCGACGGAAAAAGUACUCUUAACCUGAUUUUCCCAACUAAUGGUGAGCAUACAAGACUUAAAGCAGGAGUUGUUAACAUCUGUUUGGGGAAAAGCUUCUUGGAUUAUCUUAGCUGCAGGUUAACACUAAGUGUCAGUGUCUCGAACUGGAAUUUAGAGCCUAGGAUUCCUCAAGGAGUUGUUGACAUGUUCGACUCAGUAGCUCAGGCUCUUAGGGAUUAUAAAUUGGGUGACACAUAUCCUUCUCUAUUCGUCCUCGUUGAGCCAUAUGACAUUGUGAAGUUCAAGGACCACAUUGGAAUAGUCACAAAAGUAAUAUACACAUCAACGUUUGUGAAACAAAGCGAAUCACGGUACUUGAGGUUAGUAUAUGCACAAAGGGACAAGAAAACAAAAGCGGUUUGUUAUGCACUGGCGAAGGUUGAUUACACUUACCAAAAUUAUGACGAACUUCGUGAGGACAUGUACAAAAUCACCAGUAACAUUUACUCAAAGAGUCAAUCAACUGACGAGGACUGGCUCCUUCCUCACACUGUUCCUCCGAAAUGGAAAAGCAAUGACACUAAGGAUUUUGAUAACCUAACGCUACUUUAAUAAUUUAUGUUUCACCUACACAUUCCCCACCGUUACAAGGGUGUGUAUAAUCUUUUGGUUCACA